This is a messenger RNA of Neltuma alba, 1833 nucleotides long. RefSeq names its product hydroxymethylglutaryl-CoA lyase, mitochondrial. The coding region runs from base 353 to 1555 and encodes 400 amino acids. Gene Ontology annotation, biological process: L-leucine catabolic process; ketone body biosynthetic process. The record is from RefSeq and is a predicted model, not a curated record. The transcript has 8 exons. Lineage: Eukaryota; Viridiplantae; Streptophyta; Magnoliopsida; Fabales; Fabaceae. Gene Ontology annotation, molecular function: hydroxymethylglutaryl-CoA lyase activity.
AAUUUCGUCACUCUCUCUAUUAAUUUAGUUUAUCCCUCCCAUCCCCAUCCUCUUCAGCUCCCGCACUUCAUCUCCUUUCUAUCUCUCCUAUCCAUUCUAGGAUUUAUACUUCCGCCUCGUGUGAUCUGAAUUCUGGAUUUGUUUCGGGGAUCAAACCCACAUUGAUUUGUUUGCUGGCUGUAGCUUUUCCUUGUGUUUCAGCCGGGUUCUUCUUUAUCGUCAUCAAGGACUUGCUUUCCCCCACCUUCUUUUCUCAUGAUACUGAAUUUCAUGUGUUUCUUCUAGCUGGAGUUGGUUGGUUUUCAAUUUAUAUAAGUCCGGCUGGCAACUCGCAAUUUCUUAAAGUGAUCAAAUGUUUGCAAACAUGCGUGCGCAUAGGAUUUUGCAAAGGGGACUGUUCUUUAAUCGCCUCCAGCUUUUGACGAUGCCAAGCUUGGAGGAUUCUCCUCGCUUAAUGACUGGGGUCUCAAGUGCUGGAGUCGACAAAAUCUGGAAUCAUAGCGCUUGUGCUAACGUUAUUGGAGCUAAUGGAUUAGAUGCUGUCUGUUUUUGGAAAAGUGGCAAGGGAGUUCGUCAUUUUACGUCUGAUGGCAGCGAUCGAUUUACUGCAAAGGAGUUCUCUAGUAAGUUACUUAAAAGUAUUCCAGAUUAUGUGAAGAUAGUGGAGGUUGGUCCAAGGGAUGGAUUACAGAAUGAGAAGAAUAUAGUUCCUACUGUCGUGAAAGUUGAAUUGAUAAAACUGCUAGUUUCUUCUGGGUUGCCUGUUGUCGAGGCCACAAGUUUUGUGUCACCAAAAUGGGUACCCCAGCUUGCAGACGCAAAGGAUGUAAUGGCAGCAAUUCAGAAUGUUGAUGGUGCUGGAUUUCCUGUCUUAACUCCAAAUCUUAAAGGUUUUGAGGCGGCUGUUGCUGCUGGUGCAAAGGAAGUGGCUGUUUUUCCUGCAGCUUCAGAAUCAUUCUCUAAGGCAAAUCUAAACUGUAGCAUUGAAGAUAAUCUUGCUCGAUGCCGUGAUAUUGCUUCAGCUGCUAGCAAGCUCUCAAUCCCUGUUCGUGGAUAUAUAUCUUGUGUUGUGGGGUGUCCUCUGGAAGGAUUUGUUGCUCCAGCUAAAGUAGCAUACGUGGCAAAAGCACUGUAUGAUAUGGGUUGCUCAGAGAUCUCACUAGGCGAUACCAUUGGUGUUGGCACGCCUGGUACUGUCAUUCCAAUGCUUGAAGCUGUUCUUGAUGUUGUCCCUGUUGACAAACUUGCUGUUCAUUUUCAUGAUACUUAUGGUCAGGCACUUUCAAAUACUCUUGUCUCACUUCAGAUGGGGAUCAGCGCAGUGGAUUCAUCGGUGUCUGGUCUUGGGGGUUGCCCAUAUGCGAAGGGUGCAACCGGGAAUGUGGCGACAGAGGAUGUUGUUUACUUGUUGAAUGGACUGGGAGUGAAAACCAAUGUUGACCUUCGAAAGCUUAUGGUGGCCGGGGAGUAUAUCUGCAAGCAUUUAGGCCGUGCUUCUGGUUCUAAAGCCGCAACUGCCUUGACUAAACUUACAGCUAAUGCCUCCAAACUGUGAGUACUGUCGCUACCAUGAUGGACAUGUUCACCCACAUCGCAACUUGUAUCCAUUUGUUGUCAUGAUCCAUUCGUACAGAGUAUGUGCCGUCGGCUUAGCUAACCCAUAAUCAUGAAACGGGGGAUGCCUGCUCCGCUAUGAGUAUCAACAGCACACAGUUAUACAGAAUUUAAUUUAAUUUAAUUUUUACUAACAGCAUACUGCUAUAUAGGAAGGUAUCAGUAUCUCGACCCUUGAUACAGUUUUACCGAGUAUGCGUAUCAAUUAUCCCCUGCGCA